This is a messenger RNA of Carya illinoinensis, 440 nucleotides long. RefSeq names its product mitochondrial import receptor subunit TOM7-1. The transcript has a single exon. Gene Ontology annotation, cellular component: mitochondrial outer membrane translocase complex. Bases 86 to 310 code for a protein of 74 amino acids. Lineage: Eukaryota; Viridiplantae; Streptophyta; Magnoliopsida; Fagales; Juglandaceae. The record is from RefSeq and is a predicted model, not a curated record. Gene Ontology annotation, biological process: protein import into mitochondrial matrix.
GGGUUUUAGAUCUCACCAAAACAAAAGGCCACCAGAAGAGAGACUCCGAGAGAAGAGUUGAGGGUAAAAAAAAAAAAAAAAAUCAAUGGCGUCUAGGGUUUCACUUAAGAGCAAGGGCAAGGCUAGCGGCAAGGGGUCCAAGGCUUCGGCGGAGGAAAAGUCCACAGCGCAGAGUCUGAAGGAGUGGAGCACGUGGGCCGUGAAGAAGGCCAAGGUCAUCACCCACUACGGCUUCAUUCCUCUGAUCAUCAUCAUCGGCAUGAACUCGGAGCCAAAACCUCAACUUUCUCAGCUCCUUAGCCCCGUCUGAUCUUAAAUCCUCCGUCUUAUGCAAUACCCAGAUCCAGAUUCGGGCUCGUCUUUCGUGGGUCGGUGCCUAUUUGUUGAAUCUACUUUGCCUGAGUUCGGUUUUUAUGUUAUGUUUUCAGUUUAUGUUUGUU